UGAGAAGAAUGCUCAAAGUUUGGCGUGAAUUGCCUUUGAUUAUGUCUUAGUCAUGUCACCUAGUUGACUUGUUGAAUUUACAAUUUAAAAACAUUCUCUAAGAUACUUGCACCUUUAUCCAACUGUUUAGAUCCAAGUGUAAGAAUUUUUACCUAUCACCAUCGCGUAUCAACUUACCAGAUUCUACCUGCUGGUAUACCCUGAUGAUAUAUAUGUGAAAUGCUAUCCUGGCUACAUUUCUUGUCCCUGUUUCACUGGUGAACCUGACAGGCAGACUUUCUAUAUUUUCAUACAUACAAAUCAUGCUAACAGGAUGGUGCUGAGAGCAAAACAAAAGCCUGAAUUUUGUUUCCUUACUUCUUGUUGAAAGUGAUUUAUUGAUUUGAACUUUUAGGCUCAUAUUUUCAGUUAUAUAACACUAAUGAGAAUGGAGUAAUAUUCCCCAAGAAUUUCCAAAUAUGUAGCUGUGCAGUUUGUAUGAAUAAAGAUUACGUAUCCCCGAAAAGGUAUUCUGGUUCACCUUAGGAUAUAUUCAUUCAUUAGCAACCUCUAACAUUGACAGUAAUAAUUAGAAUAAGACAACUUGGGUUUAAAUUCUCUGUGUGACUCUUACUAAAGAUAUAAUUUUGGGAAAAUCAUCUUAGUCUAUUUCACUCAUCCAUUAAAUAUAAUAAUAAAUAAACUACAAGGUUUUUAAAAAAUAAAACAAGUUAAUUGGAGGUGAAAGUGAUUUUUACAAGCACUGUACAGAUAUUAGCUGUUGUUAUUAAGUUUGAAAACAGACAUUAAGUAGGAUAUAAAGGGGGAGUUUACCUUGAAGACUUCUUUAUGUAUUCAUGUGUUCACAUGGUUAAAGUGUAUUGAUUAUCAAUUCCGUAUUAGGCACAGUAAGAGAGGAUGGGACUACAGAGGCCUAAAUCUCUUCCCUGUCUGUGUUCACUGUCUGGUGGAAAGACCUCUGAUUUGCUCCCAAUCAUGUCCUUACAAUAAAGAUUUGUAUUUAGUAUGCAACACACUGCAUUGCAAUUAUUAUCUACAUGUAUAAACAUGAUUUUCAUUUACAUAAUAAUGGAAGUCAAGGAAAUGAGAUUUAUUGUAUGGAAGGUUGAUAUGUUUAAAUUGUGUCAAAAUUUUAAUGUUUAACAUUUAAAUUAGGGACAAAUAACUAAGAAAUAGAAUAAAACACUACUGUUCAAGUUCCAAAACCCCAUUUCUACAAAUCUGCUAUGUACCUGUCCCAUUUUCUGUCCCUGAACAGCACAGAGGAGAAAGAUUUACUAGCCCUGAACAGGCAAGAAGGGAAGUUAGAAGAUUCUGCUGUAUUCAAAUGACUUGCAAUGGCAUAUUGGCGUUCUUGACAAGUCCUUGCCAUGGACCAAAGAACUACCUUACUUGGUUUCUUGGUUACUUGGUUGUAAGGAAAGAUGCUAGAUGCAUAGAAGCCCUAUGAAACCCACUUCAUAUUCAGCCCCAGGCAGGUAGAGGAAUCGUUAUCCUCCCAUUCCCAUCUGCUGGCUCGGCAAUCUGGCAGUGAGGUGGUUCCUUUAGAGCACAGUGCCAGUGGAAAUUGGAUUUGGAUCCCCUAAAAUCGGUGUGAAGCAGAAAAACUCGUGAUUGUAGUAUCUGGAUGCUUAAUAUUGGGCUUCUUGAUUGGCUUCAACUAGGGUGGCCACAACAAGUCUACUGGACUAACCCAGGGCUGAGAGGGUGGUCGAGUUGAUGGAGUGGACUAAUGCCAUUAUGGGUGUCCUGUUUGUCACAAUGGAAAGGCCACACUUACCUGCUCAAUCCCCAUUUACUUUGUAUUCUAGGAUAGAGGUCAGGAAGACUAUAUCCCACCUGCCUAUACAGCUGUGGUGUGUUGAAAGACCCCUGGACUUAAAGUAUUCAUCCAGUGGUUUAAAAACUCAACGAAAUACAUCAAUAAAUAUGCAACUGCCUUCAAGAGAGACAAACCCCUAUUUUAAUAGCUUGGAGCAAAAGGACCUGGUGGGCUAUUCAUCCACAAGGGCCAGUUCUGUGCCCAUCAUCCCUUCAGUGGGUUUAGAGGAAACCUGCCUGCAAAUGCCAGGGAUUUCUGAAGUCAAAAGCAUCAAAUGGUGCAAAAACUCCUAUUCAGCUGACGUUGUCAAUGUGAGUAUUCCAGUCAGCGAUUGUCUUAUAGCAGAACAACAGGAAGUGAAAAUAUUGCUAGAAACUGUCCAGGAGCAGAUCCGAAUUCUGACUGAUGCCAGACGGUCAGAAGACUACGAACUGGCCAGCGUAGAAACCGAGGACAGUGCAAGCGAAAACACAGCCUUUCUCCCCCUGAGUCCCACGGCCAAAUCAGAACGAGAGGCACAAUUUGUCUUAAGAAAUGAAAUACAAAGAGACUCUGCAUUGACCAAGUGACUGGAGAUGUAGGAAUCUGUGCAUUCUAUGCUUUGCUCAACAGGAAAGAGAGGAAAUCAAAUACAAAUUAUUUAUAUGCAUUAAUUUAAGAGCAUCUACUUAGAAGAAACCAAAUAGUCUAUCGCCCUCAUAUCAUAGUGUUUUUUAACAAAAUAUUUUUUUAAGGGAAAGAAAUGUUUCAGGAGGGAUAAAGCUUACCAUUAAAGCUUUGGGGUAGAAUUCUGAAUCCAAUUUCAGUUAGUCCCAACACUGUCCUCUUUGGCUCUUAGAAGAUGUGGGCAAUUCAGACCCUUGGCCCCACAAGUGCCAGUGUCUCAUUAAAACACACUGGUUUCAAAAAGAGGAGAGCUGCAUCCUGCAGGUGGAUGCGCCAGUGAGCAGGUGGCCCUUGCCAUUUGGCUUGCCAGUCCCAAGCCCUAAAUUUCUAUUCACCCAAUAGCCUCAUCACAGGUUAUGUCAUGUCGAGAAAUGUAGUGUUUUCUAUUUGAUUUUUGGAGAAUGCCACAAAAGACUCUGCAAUGGGAAGGAGGACAGGAGAUAGAAGGAGAAACCGGGGGCAAUCUUAACUACUCUUGUGUGCCACCUUCCUCUGAGAUUUGAAUGCACAGAUCUCAGCUGGAGGUAUGAAAUUAUUACAGAAAAAGAGACAAACAAGUCACUAUGUCGUGUCACUAAAAUCAUGCUAAUAGAAAUGUUUUUCCUUGAGAUUGUUUAGAGGCUCUGGAGGAGCGUUUCUCAGUUUUUGUGUGCCUGUGUGCACAUGUGUGUGCGAGCGUGUGUGUGUGUGGACUUGCUCACGCGGACACAUAUGCUGUAAGCACAUGUGUUCAUUGUGCGUAUGUGUGUGCAUGUGUGCGCGUAUUACGCUUGCUAAAAUUUGUUCUGAAACAUCAGGGAAUCUAAUAUUCAGAAAAAGUAUUUCCCUCUUAGAUCUGUUCACUUUAAAUUUUUCCAUUAAGUAUAAAGUUCAGUUAGUUCUUAAAUCAAGGUCACUUGCAUGGUGGGGUCGUAUAAAACUCUUGACACUGUCUAGACCAUUUUCUGAUGUGAAUACUUUUGAGAGGAUCAACUAUUGGCUCAUUAAUGAUAUCAGUAUCAUAAGGUGAGUUAAUUGAGGGUGUGUGUUUAUUUUGAAUCAUGCCUACUUAAAUUAUUAACACAAGACAAUUAACAAAUUGACAGUUACCAUUUGCUUUCUCAUCAUCCUCAUUGCUAUUUAUUUUAUAGCAAGUCUACUACGUGUGGACCAAGGCUUUGGCUUCUGUGGUUAGUAUGGGAAGAAUAAAUUGUUGAAAUAAAAAAACCCAGACUAUUCAGUUCACAAGAAGCCCCCCAAGAGAACAGUAAAUUGUGUUGUAUGUUCAUUUGGAAUAAAGCAAUAUUUUUACCACUGCUAAGG
Molecule: messenger RNA, 3790 nt
Organism: Cercocebus atys (sooty mangabey)
Lineage: Eukaryota; Metazoa; Chordata; Mammalia; Primates; Cercopithecidae
Product: pro-neuregulin-3, membrane-bound isoform-like
Exons: 2
Coding region: 1720-2391 (223 amino acids)
Biological process (GO): animal organ development; intracellular signal transduction; nervous system development
Molecular function (GO): chemorepellent activity
Source: RefSeq, a predicted model, not a curated record